AUGUCGAAACCCACGAAGCCCACAGGUCCCAAUAAGGUGCCGCGGAGAGACCCGCUGGCAUCCUUGAAGAUGGCGGAUAUGAUCAUCUCGAAACCCAUCCUUCCAGCAGAGGUGCUGGCUACUAUGGUCGACUACCUGGCGGUGCCCGAUCUCCUUCGGUUUGCACGUGUCUCUCGCCGCAUGCACGAGAUGGUGUACGACGAUGCAAGAUGGGUUAAGAGACUGAGAAUCAUGGGCUGCUGGAAUGAUGGUGAAGCCAGACGCAGAGUCGAGCCACCGAAGACACCCAACACCCCGGGUCGAAGAAAGAGUACGGUAGACUGCAAUCUGAUCAACGGCAAAGGCAGACCGGAGGUUCUGUUUGAUGUGGAUGCAGCUCCGGUCUAUCCGACGCGCCAACCGAGCUUGCUCUCACCAUCGAAGCCUCGACUUACGGUGCCAGACGGCUUCGAUGUUGCUGAAACAUCAAGUUCACGGGCCAUAUCUGCCUCAGAAUUGCCUAUUGAUCAUGAUGCGCCCUUGUCAGUGUUCUCCCGCGUCAGAUCUAUCCGAGGACAAGCCAGACAGGAAUAUGGCAAAAUCUAUAGACUUCUGGCGCCGUUCUAUCUGGAUUUGCUCUCGACAUCUAACCCCAUGGAGUGCCGCAUAUUCAGAGACUUCAACAUUCCCGAUCAACAAGUCCGGCUUCUAGUCAACGUGCGAAUCUUCUCUGCAAGCGACUUCUCCCCGGGAUCAGGGAGGAGAGAACAGCACAUCGCGGAGGCUGUUGCGAAAUACGAUACUCAAGCUCUGUUAGAAUUUCGAAAGGGGUACGAGUUCAAGGAUAUCCAAGGCAGGAUGCGACAGUACGCACGGGUCAUGCACACCCUCAAUGGCGGUAAGAGUGGUAUAGACCUCUUUCUACACGACAACAAGAUCAUAAACCAAAAAGCGGAACUCGGUUCAGUCUCCGACUGCAUCGACUACUCUCUGGGCUAUGGUCAGUUAUCGCUCGAACGAGUCCAAGCAUACUUCGAAAGGUUGGGAAAUGCUCUCAAGGAAGAGAAUGGGAUCGUCCAGGCUGUCUUUCCCAAUGCGAAUGAAGUAUCGCUAUUACUACUUGAAGAAGUCGCUAAGGAGAUUCUGGGACCAUUUCUAUCUGAGCUGUUCGAAGAAGCUCGAGCUCGCGGGACAUCGAUCUAUUUACGGAUCAUCUCGGGGACAUUUCAGGCCACCAAACAAUUCAUCGAGGGUGCUGUUCUCUCCGACGACACGGACGAGGCCACCAUCACCCGCUGCAAUGCAAUCGGAGCUCAGAUCUUUGCACCUCAUCUUGAGACAUAUCUUGAGGAAGAAAUGGCCUUCUUUCGGCAGAAGGCAGACUCGGAGAUCGAGCAUUGGGAUCGAGCAUUAUCCGAGCAAGCAGCAUCAACAGAAAGCUUCCUCAUGUCCAACAUCAAUCGGCAAGCCGACAAGAAGGACUUUAUGUCAUCAUUCAAGCAGGUGUUGAUGAUGCCGGUCAAUAUCCUCCCGAGCUUCAGCGGGUCUCAGACUGCUAAAACGCCCGUCAAGAAGCUCAAUGCCGAAGCAUCUAGCUUGUCCAGGCCAUCCACCCCGACUCCAGGCGGUGGUCCAAGAGCUGCGACCCCUAACCUCCCUCAAGAAGCACCAACAGAUGAACUUGCUGCAAAGGCGGCUCUGAUGAACACAAAGCUCGAGAACAUCAAGUCUCUGUUCUCCAUUGAGAUCGCCCUCAACCUCGUCCAUGCCGCCAAGUCCUCCCUCGACCGUGCUUCCCAAUUCAUCGCGCUUCCAGACGAAGCAGGCGAAUCCGCACGAACGCAAUGCGCGGCCAUCUUCAAUAUUCUGGUCCAGACUGUAGGCAUCCGCCACGUCAAAACCGGCUUCGACAAAGCCAUUGAUCACCUCUCUCAUUAUUCGCCUCGCGAGGCCACCGGCGACACCACAACAACACCCGCACCCGUCCAGGUUGCUCCACUGGCCACCUUCCUCGAGCUAGUCAACGUCGGUGACUUGAUCCAACAGAUGCUUGACGUCUUCUACGAGUCGGAGCUCGUCCGACUACGCAUCUCCAACCGCGACGACUUCCUCGACGUCAAUGUAAAGGAGAAGCGCAAGUUCGAGGCAAUGCUCGACGAACGCGUCGCUGCAGGACUGGGCAAGGGCAUCGACGUCCUCAUGGACGAGGUGGAAUAUAUUUGCGCCACCACCCAACUCCCCACGGACUUCUACCCCGAACUCGCCCUGCAGGACGACCACACGACCACUACAACCCACCACCACGCCAGUAAUACCAUGAGCUCAAUCUUAAAUGGCCCCACGCCCACGGCCCAACGCGUUAUCAAACUGGUCGGCCACCACACGAGCAUGCUCACGGGCGCGACGGAGAAGAGCCUGCUCGAUGUCUUCAUCACCGAGGUCGGCCUCCGCCUCUUCACCACGCUGACCAAACAUAUCAAACGCCAGCGGAUCUCGUGCGCGGGGUCGCUCAAUCUCCUCUCGGACCUGACGGCGUAUGCCCAGUUCAUCUCGACGUUCAAAAACCCGGACCUGUCCAGCUAUUUCACGGCGUUGCGGUCGCUCGCACAGAUCUACUUGAUUGAGGGGACGAGUGAUCGCGACGUGCGCGAGAUGAGUACCAUCAUCGCGGACCAGGAUCGGUACAAGGGUGUUUUCACCGUCGAAGAGGUGGUCGAGUUCGCGGAACGGAGGAGCGACUGGUUGCUGUUGAGGGCGCGAGUGGAGGGGAAGGUCAAGGGCGAUGGAUGCGUGGUCAUGUAG
Messenger RNA from Cladophialophora yegresii CBS 114405, 2781 nucleotides. RefSeq lists its product as uncharacterized. Bases 1 to 2781 code for a protein of 926 amino acids. NCBI's taxonomy places the organism in Eukaryota, Fungi, Ascomycota, Eurotiomycetes, Chaetothyriales, Herpotrichiellaceae. Gene Ontology annotation, biological process: Golgi to plasma membrane transport; exocytosis. The record is from RefSeq and is a predicted model, not a curated record. Gene Ontology annotation, molecular function: protein binding. Gene Ontology annotation, cellular component: exocyst; cytoplasm. The transcript has 3 exons.